CGAUGACGUCGCUGCUGCGGAUUGGCUGAGGACGGCGGGGUUGGCCAAUUUAACUUCCGGGUAAACAAACAGCUGAUAGCAGGUCGAUGGCUGUCAGCUGUUUUUGCCAAAAUAGUAAUAAUAAUAAUACAAUAAACUGAUUAAAAGUGAAGCCGAAAUAACUACAUAAUGAUGCUGAUUAGUAAAAAGUCUAAAUUCAUGCUUUGUCAGGUCUGUUACCAUGACGACAAGCAAACAACUUUUAAAUUGCUUGUUUUCUGAAUGGAGUCUGAACUACCUGAAGAACUUCUUCAACCUGACAGAGGAGAGAGGUCCAGCCACCAGACGGGGGAUCAGCCCGGUGAGCAGGAAGCUGAGUGAGAUGCAGAGAUUCUUCGGUCUCCAGAUCACCGGGACGCUGGACGCCGACACCGUGGUGAUGAUGAAGAAGGCCCGCUGUGGCGUCCCGGACGGCAACAUCGCCCGUUUCUCCACGUUUGGAAGUAACCUCAAGUGGGAGAAAAAGAGCCUUACCUACAGGAUAGUGACCUACACACGUGACAUGCCUGUGUCAGAGAUAGAUGACUCCAUAGAGAAGGCGCUGCAGGUCUGGGCCAAGGUCACUCCUCUGAGAUUCACAAAGAUCAGCAGUGGCACCGCUGACAUCAUGAUCUCCUUCGGCAGCCGAUCACAUGGUGAUUAUUACCCCUUUGACGGCCCUGAUGGCACUCUUGCCCACGCCUUCGCCCCGGCCCCCGGCAUCGGAGGAGAUGCUCAUUUUGAUGAUGAUGAGACCUUCACUUUCCGCUCAAACAGAGGCUACGUCCUCUUCAUGGUGGCUGCCCAUGAGUUCGGCCACUCCCUGGGCUUGUCUCACUCUGAUGAUCCCGGUGCUCUCAUGUACCCCGUCUACUCGUACAGAAACCCCGACACCUUCGUUCUGCCGCGGGACGAUGUCAACGGCAUCCAGUCUCUCUAUGGUGCAAACCCUGAUAAGGAUCCCUCUGUAACCAGACCUCAGCCCCCCACCACCCCCGACUCCUGUGAUUCAACCAUGGUUCUGGAUGCUGUCACCACCCUGCGAGGAGAGAUGCUCUUCUUCAAAGACAGCUUCUUCUGGCGGAGUUACCCUCAGAGCAACACACCUCAGCAAAGUCUCAUCACAAACUUCUGGCCCAACGCCCCCACCAGCAUCAACGCCGCUUAUGAAAGCCGACACUCAGAUAAAGUCUUUCUCUUUAAAGGUCGUAAAGUGUGGGCUUUCAGGGGCUACGACCUCGUGCGUGGCUAUCCUAAAAAACUCACCAGCGUUGGUCUGCCUAGACGCGUGAAGAAGAUCGACGCGGCCCUCUAUGACGUGCAAUCUGGCAAGACUCUGUUCUUUGAAGGCGACAUUUACUACAGUUACGAUGAGGCCAGAAAGACGAUGGACCAGGGUUUCCCCAAGCGAGUGGAUCAGACCUUCUCCGGCCUGAGCGGCAGGGUGACUGCAGCUUUCCAGUACAGAGGUUUUACGUACAUCUACAGCGGACCCUACAUGUUUGAGUACAACCUGAGGACCGGGAGGUUGUACCGCGUGCUGAGGAACAGCUACUUCCUGCGCUGCACUAACUUCUAGAGCAGUUUAAAUAGUGGAAAGCUGUUUAUGUAGCCACUCUGAAUGAGAAUGAAUGUACACUAACAGUGUUAAAAUAGGUCAUUUGAAAUAUUUAUAUUAUUCAAAAUAUUACACAUUUAAUUGUAUGAAAUUAAUUUAGAGCUGUAGUAUAUAAAUGAAAUGUGAUGUUAUUUUUAUAUAUUGUCUUGAAGAUGUUCCUUCAAGACAGCAAGUCCACUUGCAUUUGACCACUUACUACUGGUGCUGCUGUUCUUUAUAUCUGUAGUGUAAUGAUGCGACAGAUGACCUGGAAAGCUUUGGAUGUGUGUGUGUAAUCAAUGCAUUUUAAUAAUUCAUUUUAUUGAUAUGUAAUUGGACAAUAAAACCAUGGAUUACCAAAGGUC
Sebastes umbrosus (honeycomb rockfish) is the source of this 1980-nucleotide messenger RNA. RefSeq names its product collagenase 3-like. The transcript is spliced from 10 exons. Gene Ontology annotation, molecular function: zinc ion binding; metalloendopeptidase activity. Lineage: Eukaryota; Metazoa; Chordata; Actinopteri; Perciformes; Sebastidae. Bases 221 to 1597 code for a protein of 458 amino acids. The record is from RefSeq and is a predicted model, not a curated record. Gene Ontology annotation, cellular component: extracellular matrix. Gene Ontology annotation, biological process: proteolysis; extracellular matrix organization; collagen catabolic process.